AGGAAAGCAGUCAAAAUGAAAGUGCAACUGCCUUCCAGAUGAGGGUGUGGUGCUGGAAGACAACAUGCAGUAUCUGAGCAAUUCAGACCAUUUCACCAGAGCACAUCGCACUCGCAGUACCUGCUAUUAGCCUGCUGACAAAAGAAGUUUUGCCAUGGGCUGGGAUCUGAGUAACUCAACUGAUUACUGGAUUGAGGACGAGGAGGAUGAUGGCAACUUGGUUAUAGAUUACGAUACAUACGAGCUUCUCUGUGAAAAAAGUGAUGUGAGAAACUUCAGUAAAGUAUUCCUCCCCGUGUUCUAUGCACUGGCUUUCACUCUUGGAGUUGCUGGAAAUUCAUUAGUGGUUGCAAUUUAUGCCUAUUGCAAGAAACCGAAGACUAAGACAGAUGUGUACAUCAUGCACCUAGCCAUUGCGGAUCUGCUCUUGCUCUUUACACUCCCCUUCUGGGCUGCAAAUGCAGUGCAGGGAUGGGAACUUGGAAACUCAAUGUGCAAGCUCGCUUCUUCUCUGUACACCAUGAAUUUCAGCUCCAGCAUGCUGUUCCUGGCCUGUAUCAGUGUAGAUAGAUACAAGGCCACUUAUAAAUCUAGGGGUCACAGAAGAAUUGGUCAACACUGCAGCGUUACCUGCAUCUGUGUCUGGCUGACUGCCAUCUUCCUCAGUAUCCCUGAACUGGUAUUUAAUCAAGUCAAGAAACACAAUGACAGGAACGAAUGCUUUCCAGUAUUUCCAAUGAACAUGGAAACGCUCUUAAAAGCAACCAUUCAAAUCCUGGAAAUUAUCCUGGAAUUUCUGCUUCCUUUCCUAGUAAUGCUGAUCUGCUAUUCAGCGACUGCUCGAGCAAUCUUUAGAUCUGCAAGUGCUAAAAAGUCUCGACCUUUCAUGGUCCUGCUGGCAGUAGUGACUACUUUCAUUAUUACCCAGCUACCUUACAACAUUGUCAAGUUCUGGCGAGCCACAGAUAUCAUCUACAUGUUGGUCACUGACUGUGAGACAAGUAAAAGCAUAGAUGUUGCACUCCAGGUCACCAAGAGCAUAGCUUUGUUUCACACUUGCCUGAAUCCUCUUCUCUAUGUCUUUCUGGGAGCCUCUUUUAAAAUGCACAUUAUGAAAAUUGCAAAAAAUUAUGGGUACUGGAGAAGACAACAACAGAAUGGAAGAACUGAAGAGAUUUCUAUGAAUUACGAAGACCAUACUGAAGAAACAACUAGUUUCACUAUAUAGAAUCUCCACUGCUUUCAUUAUCAUCUUAUGUAACCAAGGGAAUUAUUUACUAGUAUUAAUUAUAACUACUAAUAUUGUUAUCCAAAGGCAUUGUUUCAGCAGCUGUUUCUCUGCAAGUCCACUUUCAGAUGACUUUCUGAACCUGCAGACCAGCCAAGUCACUACAGAGCAGUUCAAAGUGGAACAUCUUGAUCAAAAUGAAGCAUCAGGCAAGAACUAAAUACUGAUAUUCCUAGAAACACCUGGAAAUAUAAGCUAGAGAACAAACAACUUGUACAUGUCGAAACAUCUAAUUAAAACAGAAACCAUCAGCAAUAAAGCAGCACUACAGGAUCAUUUGUACCAAAAGAUAAUAAUCUUGUGUUUUCCCAACUGUUUGGUAAAAUUGAUGGAACAUUUACCUAGUAAACCAGUUCCAUUUCUUUCCUCAACUAUCAUUCCAUAGAUAGCCCUGCGGCUUGAAUUAAGGUCUAAGUUCAUGGCUGAGAACUGGGAAGGGGAGACAUUCUCUGUGUGUUUCCAGAUAUGUAUAGUCACAACAACAUCCUCCAUAAACACCACUAACUACCAAAACUAACCUUUCAUGUCUCUUGUUUUGCUCACCCUAAACUUCCACAAGGCCAGUGCCCUAUGGGAGGCACAUUCUAGAUCUCUGUAAAUGCCAGAGCAGUGCAGUCAAAGCAUUAGCACAAAUGUAAGAAAAAGUUAAGUUAAUCUUCAGAUACAGGGCCUGGAAUUUCUAGUCAGACUUUGUAAAAUGAACCAAACACUGCCAUAACUGUGUCUAC
Molecule: messenger RNA, 2016 nt
Organism: Melopsittacus undulatus (budgerigar)
Lineage: Eukaryota; Metazoa; Chordata; Aves; Psittaciformes; Psittaculidae
Gene: ACKR4
Product: atypical chemokine receptor 4
Exons: 2
Coding region: 155-1228 (357 amino acids)
Biological process (GO): G protein-coupled receptor signaling pathway; immune response; positive regulation of cytosolic calcium ion concentration
Cellular component (GO): membrane; external side of plasma membrane
Molecular function (GO): C-C chemokine binding; scavenger receptor activity; C-C chemokine receptor activity
Source: RefSeq, a predicted model, not a curated record